CCCGGUAGGUUUCCCCAUGUCCGUGACGUGUUGGCCGAGGCUCUGCGGCUCCUCUCCGCCCUCGGAGCGGCCAGUCGCUGCCCUCUGGACUCCGUGAUCCCCGACGGGCGUCAUGAGCAUUGCAAUCCCUCUGGGAGUCACCACACCAGAUACGUCCUACUCCGACAUGGCUGCAGGAUCGGACCCAGAGUCUGUGGAAGCUAGUCCAGCUGUCAGUGAGAAGAAUGUGUACUCCAGCCACGGCUAUGGGGCCACCCAGAAACACAGCUAUCGCGGGCUGCCUUACGCAGAUCAUAAUUAUGGAGCCCCUCCUCCUCCAACGCCGCCAGCCUCUCCUCCUGUUCAGACCAUUAUACCUCGUGCAGAACUGAACGGCCUCCACUCACCUGAUGAAGAGAACUCUGGGGACAGUGAGAGCUCCUCGGAAGGAGAAUCAAUUCCCACUUGGUGCCACUGCAGUGUCUCCCAAGAUGGUUUCCUCCUCAAGUGUGAAAAGUGCAGAGGAAUGAGCAGGGGGAAGGUGAUCAGACUCCGCCGCCGGAAGCAGGACAACGUGUCAGGUGGGGACAGCAGUGCAACUGAGAGCUGGGAUGAAGAACUAUCUCCCUCUACAGUGCUGUACACAGCUACGCAGCACACCCCUACAAGCAUCACGCUGACUGUCAACCGCGUCCGUAGAAGCAAACCUAAGAAGAGGAAGAGGAGUACAGAAAAAGCUCGCACUGCUCCAAAGGCCAAAAAGAUCAAGGCUUUUCGAGAGGGCUCACGAAAGUCUCUGAGGAUGAAGAAUUCCCCUUCUGAAGCGCAUGCCUUGGAUGAAAACACAGCGGAAGGGUGGGAGAAUCGAAUACGACUCUGGACUGAUCAGUACGAAGAAGCCUUUACUAACCAGUACAGCGCUGAUGUACAAAACUUGUUGGAGCGUCAUCUAAACUCUAAUAAAGAAUAUGUGGGCAAAACUGCUAUGCUAGACACAAUCAACAAAACAGAGUUGGCCUGCAAUAAUACUGUUAUUGGGUCCCAGAUGCAGCUGCAGCUGGGAAGGGUGACUCGGGUUCAGAAGCACCGGAAGAUCCUGAGGGCAGCAAGAGACUUGGCACUAGAUACCCUUAUAAUUGAGUAUCGAGGGAAGGUUAUGUUACGACAGCAAUUCGAGGUCAAUGGGCAUUUCUUCAAAAAGCCAUAUCCCUUUGUGCUGUUCUACUCCAAGUUCAAUGGCGUUGAAAUGUGUGUUGAUGCCCGCACCUUUGGUAAUGAUGCCAGGUUCAUCAGGCGUUCCUGCACUCCAAAUGCAGAGGUUCGUCAUGUGAUUGCUGAUGGGAUGAUCCACCUGUGUAUCUAUGCUGUUGCCACCAUUGCCAAGGACACAGAGGUUACCAUCGCCUUUGACUAUGAGUACAACAUCUGCAACUAUAAAGUGGACUGUGCGUGUCACAAGGGGAACCGGAAUUGCCCUGUGCAGAAACGUAGCCCAAAUGCUGCAGAACACCUACCUCCACCUGUUUUAGGCACACUGAUUGGGGCAGAAACACGCCGGCGAAAAGCCCGUCGAAAGGAACUAGAAAUGGAACAGCAGGGUAUUGCAUCGGAUGAGAACAGCAGUCAACAAACGGAGGAAGUUCCUGAGGGACCUGCAGCAGUCAGUGACAAUGAGGUGGCAGACAAGGAGGAGAAACAAGAAGGGGAGAAAGAGGAGCCUGUAGAUGAACAGGGAGCCUUGGUCCACAGCCGACGGUCCCGGGAAGACCGGAAAGUAGAAGCCAUCAUGCACAUGUUUGAAAACUUGGAAAAGAGAAAGAGGAGACGAGAGCAACCAUCAGACCGUAACAGCACUGAUGCUGAAAUCAACAUCAAUUCUGAAGCUCCUGAGCUGGAGGAAAUAAAAACAGAGACUCCUGAAACUGAAGACGGAAGUUCAGCACCGAGUGCUGCUGCUCCAAAUGUUUCUAACAGUAACAGCAGUACUGGGGUGAACACACGACGGUCUUCACAAGUAGUGGAUGCUGUCCCCGAAAAAACAGUUACUAAGCCAGCUCCAGCAAAACCCUCCAGGCCCCGACCAAAAAGUCGCUUUUCUCGAUACCGGACCAGUUCAGCACAAAGACUGAGAAGGCAGAAACAAGCCAGUUCCCAGCAAGCUGAACUUGCACAGGCUGUCCCAGAGGAAGGAAGCACUGCCAGCUUGGUAACCGCAACAGAUGUCAGCAAUGUAGAAGGUCCAGGAGAAGGCAGACAGUUGACGGGAUCUGACCCAACUGCUAUCCUGGCUGCAGGAUCUCAGUCUAAUCGAGCUGCAGUAAAGUACCCCAAAACUAAAAAGUAUCUUGUUACCGAAUGGCUGAACGACAAGGCAGAAAAGCAGGAGUGCCCUAUUGAAUGCCCUCUGCGCAUUACUACAGACCCAACAGUUUUGGCAACUACCUUAAAUAUGUUGCCGGGUCUCAUCCACUCCCCGCUAAUUUGUACCACACCUAAACACUACAUUCGUUUUGGUUCACCUUUCAACCCUGAGAGACGUCGAAGGCCCUUUCUGUUGGAUGGCAUUUACAGCUCCUGUAAAAAGCGCUGGAUCAAACAAGCCCUGGAGGAGGGGAUGACUCAGACCUCACCAGCUCCGCAAGAGAACAGAACCCAAUGUCUAUACCAAAGUAACGAGAACAGCAGUUCUUCCAGCAUCUGCAAAGAUGACACAGACUUGCUGAGUCCCCUGAAGAAAUGGAAGUCUCGCUACUUGAUGGAGCAGAAUGUUAAGAAGUUGCUGAGGCCGCUCUCUCCCGUCACCCCUCCACCUCCCAUCCCUUCAGUUCCUGGCUCAGUGAGCCCACAGCUUGCUACACCCUGCUCAUCGCUGCCAGGAGAGGAGGAGAGUCGCAACGGUUAUGGCAUGAUGUUCUCACCAAUUCCUUCUCUGGCUGCUAGUCGCUGCAAUACUCCACUACAGUUUGAGAACGUAUCCUCCCCUGAGAGUUCCCCUGCGCAUAGGCCUGAGUCCAUGUCACCCGAGCUCUGCCUCCGAUCCGACCUGGAUUUGAAGGGUGGGUACGUGGAUUGUGGUGCAAACACCUGCCCAGAACGACCAUCGCUGCUCAGCUUUGGAUCCUCUGAUCUGGCUCCACAACCCUCCAUAAACUCUACUUCAGAGAUGAACUUCCCAGGGAAAAGUGGGGAGGCACAGAUGCUGCUACGAAGCUCUGAUCAGGCUUUUCGGACAGAGUUUAAUUUAAUGUAUGCCUUCUCCCCGUUGAACGCUAUGCCACGUGUAGAUGGUUUGUUGCGGGGAUCUGCUCCUUUGGGAGAGAGGAAGCCAAUGAAUUCGGAAGCAGGAUGCUGCAGCUCUCCUGCCGAAGGAUAUUUCAGCAGACACGAGUCAGGGCUGCUUAAAGAGGCAGUGCAUGGAUCCAUGUCUCCCUGCAGCGAGAGGGCUUGUGAAGGCGUCAGAUCGGCUCCCCAGAAUCCGCCACAAAGGAAGAAGGUAUCUCUACUAGAGUAUCGCAAGCGGAAACAAGAAGCCAAGGAGGGAGGCGAUUCAGUGCGAUGUACAGGGACUCCUACCCGACAGGGCAGCAGCAGUUCUGUGACUGACACAGAUGGCAACAGCCUGCCGGGCUCUGUAGUACGAACCCCGUCCUCCCCACAAAGUGGCUUCUCCCCUUCUCAUCCCUCCCUGCCUCAUGUAGAGGACAUCAGCCCACCAGACUCGAGGGGGGCUAGUUCCUCAACAUCACUCAGCAAAUCCCAGGAGAACAUCAGCAGUAGGUGGAUGGUCCCAACGUCAGUGGAGAGGCUUCGAGAGGGCCGAGGCAUACUUGAGAAGGUGCUGCGAAGUGGCGCAAAGGUAUCCCAGAGAAAUGAAUCCUCACCUACCUGUGACAGUGCUGUUGAGAGAGAUGCAGACACAGCAGAAGGAGACACUCCAGAAGCCCACAAAGGACCAGCAGUUUACAGUCCUUCUCGAUACAGCUACCAGCUCCUGCAGUCUGACAGUCCCCAGGCAGAAUCGCAGACCCUUCUCCAGCAGAGUUCCUCCCCCUACAGAGGACACCUUACUCCAUCUCCUGGGUACAGCUAUCGAGCAGCAGCACAGAGGACAGCACACAGUCUCUCUCAUGGCUCCUCGGAAACAUCCCUCUCCUCCACCUCGUACUCCAGCCCUGCCCACUCGGUCUCCACAGACUCCUCUGCCCUGUUUGCAGGGAAUUCGGGGUAUUACAGCAGCCAGCAGCACUCUGGCAGUGUCAGCGGCAGGCUCCUGGAAGAGGUGGCCUGGAAGAGGCCCUCCCCUGCCGCUGCCAGCCCAGCACAGCAGACGGCUGUGGACUCUCUUUCCUCUGAGUCGGGCUCUCAGCCCUGCACAGGCGCGCCGGGCUCCACCUCCGCUCCCCAAAGUGCUAGGUCACUACAGUCAGACUUGCGGACUAUCAGUCUACCGAAUUCUGGGCAGUCUGUUCUCUACCAGGGCUCCCGGGGGGCAGUGAUUUCCAAUGCACAACACUAUCCACACCGCGGGGGAAGCAGUGUCCAUCAGUACAGACUUCAGCAGCUUCAAGGUUCUGGAGUAAAGACUCAGACAGGACUUUCCUAGGGCUGCCUGGACUCCAGGAGGACAAAACUCCCCAUAGCUCCUUCCAGUCACCUCUGGAAGUGGCUCCUGGGCCAGUGUUGGGAGCUUGCACCUGAUGCUGGGGUGCCAGGGGUCAGAGGCUGAGGUCUGAAAUGCACGGGUGAGAUUUGUGAGCAGUAUUGGCCUCUGGCCUUGUAGGAGAACGCAGAUUUCUCUGAGGCAGAGACUGUAGCAAAGCUGUUCCCUGAUGUGUGGGUACAUUGCAAAAAAGAAAAAAA
Fulmarus glacialis (Northern fulmar) is the source of this 4839-nucleotide messenger RNA. It is a transcript of the gene SETD5, whose product is annotated as SET domain containing 5. The record is from RefSeq and is a predicted model, not a curated record. Gene Ontology annotation, molecular function: protein binding. NCBI's taxonomy places the organism in Eukaryota, Metazoa, Chordata, Aves, Procellariiformes, Procellariidae.